Molecule: messenger RNA, 3422 nt
Organism: Corythoichthys intestinalis (scribbled pipefish)
Lineage: Eukaryota; Metazoa; Chordata; Actinopteri; Syngnathiformes; Syngnathidae
Product: ras-related protein Rab-26
Exons: 9
Coding region: 55-1029 (324 amino acids)
Biological process (GO): regulation of exocytosis
Molecular function (GO): GTPase activity; GTP binding
Source: RefSeq, a predicted model, not a curated record
GAGAGAUGUUUACAUUGUUAAGCGCAUCCUUCUUUUGUAGUCGCUUGGCAAUUGAUGCUAUUUCUUUGCGUCAAAUCAUCUCAAACUCAUUUCAAUUUUGUCACGCGCACCAGCCGUAAUGAUUUGGGCGUGAGGGUGAACUUCAGCAUCCUUCCUGCGGUUCGCACCCCACAUCACACUCACACAAGUGAAGCAGAAAGGAGCGCAUUUGCAGCCUCGGUUUAUUUUUUUUCUUUCUUCAUCCCUAACCACAUGUUGUUAGCGCCGAUUGUUACCAGAGCCAUGUCCAGGAAGAAGACGUUAAAGGGCAAAAGUCCCAAAGGGUCGCCGAGCAGCGGCGGCGGGAAGACGGGGAAAGGUUUGGCCGUAGGUGCCUCACCGACUUCCGGACUGGUUUACCCCAGCAGACCGUCCAUCAGCAGCAGCGGGGAGUUCUAUGACAUCGCCUUCAAGGUAAUGCUGGUGGGAGAUUCAGGAGUUGGUAAGACAUGUCUGCUAGUGCGCUUCAAAGAUGGAGCCUUCCUAGCAGGCAGCUUCAUCUCGACUGUGGGCAUCGACUUCAGGAAUAAGGUGAUGAGCAUUGAUGCCGUGAAGGUUAAACUGCAGAUCUGGGACACUGCUGGCCAGGAACGAUUCCGCAGUGUCACACACGCCUACUAUCGCGAUGCUCACGCACUUCUUCUUCUCUAUGAUGUUACAAACAAAGCAUCGUUCGAUAACAUUCGGGCCUGGUUGACGGAGAUCCACGAGUACACCCAGCAGGACGUAGUCAUCAUGCUGCUAGGCAACAAGGCCGACUCUUCCCAUGACAGGGUGGUGAAACGAGAGGAGGGAGAAAAGCUGGCAAAGGAGUUUGGUGUGCCCUUCAUGGAGACCAGCGCCAGGUCUGGACUGAAUGUGGAGCUGGCCUUCACUGCUGUGGCCAAAGAGCUGAAGCACAGGACCAUGAAGGAGCCCGACGAGCCAAAGUUCCAGCUGCAGGAGUACGUCAACAGAGAAAUGAGGACUGCUGGCUGCUGCCGCUCAUAGGUCAUGUGUGUGUGCGUGUACAUGAGUGUGUGUAAAGGUAAGCAACAGAUGUGAAGGGGUUGGACAAGAGAAUGGAAACACCAUUUGGCAUCACGGUAAUUGAAAAUAAUUGUUAAAGCAUAGACUUCAUAAUGUAUUGACGGGACACAGGGCUGAUAAAUAGGGGGCCUGCAUUGUUGGCGAGGCCGUCAAAGCCGACAGAGUGGAAUAACAAAGAGCUUUUUUCGUUGAAAAUUCUUGUAUAUAAUGCUUAUAUCUCCAAAUUCUUUAUAGAUACGGAGGUAAAACAGUCUCAAUUCUUGGUUAAAAGCAGGGGGAAAAAAAAAACGUGCGGUUUGCAUCUAUUUUAUGCAAAUAUGUCGAAGUACAAUGCUAGUCUGUUAGUGACUGUAGCUAGCGGCUGCCUGAUGCAAAAAAAAAACUUUUCCAGUGAAAAUUCUUGUGAAUAAAUGCUCAACUCCCUGAAUUCUUUAUAGAUAUGGAUGUAAAACUGUCUCGAAUCUUGGUUAAAAGCAAAAAAAAAAAAAAAAAAAAGAGCAGUUAGCAUUUAUUUUACGUUAAUAUAUCGAAGUACAAUGCUAGUCUGUUAGUGAAUGUAGCUAGCAGCCACCUGAUGUAAACAUACCUUUUGUGGUGAAAUUCUUUUGAAUAAAUGCUUAAAUCCCCAAAUUCUUUAUAGAUAUUGACGUAAAACAGUCUCGAUUUUUAGUUACAAGCAAAAAAAAAAGAGCAGUUAGCGUUUAUUUUACGUUAAUAUAUCGAAAUACAAUGCUAGUCUGUUAGUGAAUGUAUCUAGCGGCCCCCUGAUGUAAACAGAGCUUUUCUGGUGAAAAUUCUUGUGAAUAUAUGCUUGAAUCCCCGAAUUCUAUAUCGAUAUGGAUGGGAAAAAAAGUCUCGAAUCUUGAUUAAAAUGGGGACAAAAACAGUGCAGUUAGCAUUUAUUUUACGUAAAUAUGUCAAAGUACAAUGUUAGUCUGUUAGUGAAUGUAGCUAGCGGCCACCUGAUGCAAAAAAAACUUUUCCUGUGAAAAUUGUCGUCAAUAAAUGCUCAAAUCCUCAAAUUUUUUAUAGAUUUGGGUGGAAAAAAGUCUCGAUUCUUGAUUAAAAUCGGGGAAAAAAAAAACAUUGUAGUUAGCAUUUAUUUUACGUAAAUAUGUCAAAGUACCAUGCUAGUCUGUUAGUGAAUGUAGCUAGCAGCGACCUGAAAGCUAAAAGAAGGCUUCGUAACACAAAUUGACAAUUUAUUCUGAGUCGACAGCAAUCAUACAGCACAGAGAGAGACCCAGUUGAGGAUCCAAGGUCACCAUAUCACAAGUCAGCAAAAAGGUCCCGAGAAGAAAUGACAAUGAUUAGUUAAACUUUCAGUCGUUUUGAAGGGUCUCGCGGUGCGGGCUGUGGGGGCGAAGGAGGGUGUGUUUGGGAGUUAUUUAGGGUUAUUGUCUGUUUGUGGAUUGGACAGGAGAAUUCUGGAGUUACUGUUGUCAGGGCAACGAGGGUUGUGGAUUUUGCCACUUCUGCGUCAAAGGGGCUCUUGCAACCUUAGCAGUCGUGUUAUCAGUUGGAUAUCAGGUGUUCCUUGUGUUGGGACAGGGUAUCCCGCCAUUUGUUCUGGACUAUCCGGGAGAACUGAUUGCUGUGAAAGUUGGUGGUGCAGACGUGGGUUUGUCAGUUGCAUGACGCACACGUUGGGCUGCCGUGAUAAGAAGGCGUCAUGUAUCUCUUAUGCCCUAUAUUGUGCCAGUAAAUGACCUCGGGGAAUUGAGGCAGUAAUUGCCGCAAAAGGCGGACCUCCACCAUAUGAAAUUUGAUUUUUUUUUUUUGUAAGGUGUUUCGAUGAUUUUUGUCCAACCUCUGUACACUCACGUAGACUAUAAAUGUGUGUAUCCUAGUUUAAUGUUCCUCUGAAACUGUGAAUGUAAAACUGAGCUCUUAUAGGCAGACUUAGGCACACAUGCAUGCAUGCACGCACGCACAAAACCACUUGCACAGUUUGAUUCUCUGUGUUAGUCCUCCCUCGCAGCGUCAUGAAUGUGUCCUGUGCUGUGACGUGCAUAUUUUUGUGAACUGAAGCUUUGUAGUCUCGUUGAAUUAGAAAUGUAGAUCAUUUGAAUAUUCACCUGAAUGAAAGCUGACAACUUUGUACAGAUGUUUCAUUGUACCAAAUGUAAGCUGGUUUUGUAAAAAUCUGUUAAAUGAACGUAUAUUUGUUACCAGCAUACACUGUGGAUCCUGCUAAUGUGAUAAAUUACACUACAUUAUAUAUGCAGUUUAAAUGUUUAAGUAUUUAAAUACUAAACCAUUGUACAGUCAAAUUCUCAUUCAUUUACUGUUAACCUUGUAAUACACAUAUAUACGAAAACCGAAUGGAAAGGAUGUUUACAUUAAAGAACAAU